AUGACUACUAUUACUGACCACGGUAAUAAUAAGGUGAAACAUGGUGGUAUUGUUCAUGAAUCUGAAGUUGGUGAUAAUGAUAUUGAUUCAUUAAAUCAAUCAAAUAUAGGACAUGAUGAAGAUACUACAGCUGAUAAAUCAUUUGAUAGUUAUAAAAUCCCUUCAGAUGUUAGAUGGAAAUUAUUUUGGUCUUUUAAAACACCAAGAUCUGUUAAGGAAAAAAAGCAAAAACUAUUCUUAUGGACCCCUCCAGGACAAUCAAAAUAUGAAACAAGAUUGGUUUUCAAAUUAGACUGUAUUAUCUUAACUUACGUUUGCUUAAGUUUCUUUGUUAGGAUGCUUGAUGCUUCAAAUGUUUCUAAUGCUUAUGUUUCCGGUAUGAAGGAAGAUUUAAAUAUGCAUGGUACAAUGUAUAAUUGGUUAACAAGAUCUUUUUAUCUUGCAUACGCAGUUGCUGGUUUCCCAAUUACUUUAUUAGUUACCAAAAUUAAACCCAGAUUCUUAUUACCCACUUUAGAAUUACUAUGGGGUGUAUUUUGCCUACUAGUUAUUACUUGUAAAGAUUACAAGAGUCUAAUGAUUAUUAGAGGUAUCCAAGGUGCAUUGGAAGGUGGUUGUUUCCCUAUUUUACAUGUUAUAUUGGGGACUUUUUAUACAACUAAUGAAUUAAGUACAAGAACUGCACUUUUCAUUGCAUCAGGUAGUUGUGGUACAAUGUUUGGUGGAUAUAUUCAAUCUGGUGUUUAUAAAACUUUGAAUGGUGCUGCAGGUAUGCCAGGUUGGAGAUGGAUUUUUGUUAUUGAUUUCUUAAUUACUAUACCAGUAGCUAUAUUAGGUUAUUUUAUUAUUCCAGAUGCUCCAUACGAGGCAAAACCAACAAGAUUUUUAUCACAAAAAGAUAUUGAUUUUUGUAAAAAAAGAGUUCUUGUUGUUAAAAAUGUUGAACAAGGUCAUCAAUUUGGUUUCAAUGUUAUUAAGAAAAUUUUAACAUCAUGGCAAUUUUAUCUUUUCACAUUUUUCUAUACAGUUGGUCAUAUACCAGGUGAUGUUGGAUCAUAUUGGAAUGUUGUUUUAAAAGAACAAGGUUAUAAUGUUUAUCAAAGAAAUAAUUAUCCAACUAUUCAAUCUGCUUUUGAUGCUAUUGGUUGUAUCUUAGCUGGGAUGUAUGCAGAUUCUACAGGGAGAUUUUUAGAUCCUUUAAUAAUAUUACAAGGUAUUUGGUUAAUAGCAGUGGCAUUAAUUGUUAAAUGGGAUAUUCCAACACCUUUAUUAUUCAUAUGUUUUGUUGUAUGUGGUGCUUCUGGUGGUGUUAGUACACUUUGCUGUGCAUGGGCUAAUGAUAUGACAAGAGAGGAUCAUCAAUUAAGAGCAGCAGUUAUAGGAUCAUUAAAUUUGAUUUAUCAGGGACCCCAUACUGUUUUUUCAAUUAUGAAUUAUAAUACUGAUUUAGCUCCAAAAUAUGAAAGAGGUAAUAGAUAUUCUUUGGGGAUUUUAAGUAUUUGUUUCUUGACAACUUUUGUUAUAUUUUGGUUUGAUAGAUAUCAAAGAAGGAAAAGAGAUUAUAUUGAUGAUUUGGUUAAUAAUGAACAAGAUGAUACACUCAUUGAAGGGUGA
Molecule: messenger RNA, 1614 nt
Organism: Hansenula ciferrii
Lineage: Eukaryota; Fungi; Ascomycota; Saccharomycetes; Phaffomycetales; Wickerhamomycetaceae
Product: putative transporter SEO1
Exons: 1
Coding region: 1-1614 (537 amino acids)
Biological process (GO): transmembrane transport
Cellular component (GO): membrane
Molecular function (GO): transmembrane transporter activity
Source: RefSeq, a predicted model, not a curated record